GGGCGGCGGGGGCGGGCGGGGCGGGGACGGGAGGGAAUUCGGCAGCAGGUGGGAAGGGAGGUGCAGCAGCAGCAACGAAUGCUGUUCCUGCUGCUCCUGCUGCUGCAGGGACACAUAAGAGAGCUACAUGGGGAGGGAGGUCCUCCACAGGGGGGGCCCUUGGUUUAUGGGGUUCUAAGGAGACAGGAGAAAGUGCAACCUCAUGGAGGGGCCCCCGUGCCAGCAACAGCAGCAACAGCAGCAACAGCAACAGGAAAGACUCGUGGCAGCGCAGGAGAGAGACACACCCACCUGCUAAUACAGACCCCCACUUCAGUCCUGCAGCAGCAGCAGCAGCAGCAGCAGCAGGAGAGAAUAGAGAUUCUCCUUUGUACAGAGUGUCGGACUCAGCGUCUCUCAAGUGGCGCAGAUCGCAACAACAGCAGCAGCAGCAACAACAGCAGCAGCUGCAGCAGCAGCGACGGCGGCAAGCCGAGCUGGCUGAAGAUUGGCUUAAUUCACAUGGCAUGGGAGGAGGCAGCAGCAGCAGCAGCAACAGCUGCAGCAAUAACUUAGGAGACAGCAGCAGCUGGGGCUUAGGUGCCCCACAGGUUCCCUUUGACCCACAGCAUGCGCUGCAGCAGCUGCUUACUUAUGCGCUGCAGCAGCAGCAACAACAGGAGCAGCAAGAGCAGCAAGAGCAGCAGCAGCAGCAACAGCGGCAGCAGCAGCAGCAGCAGCAGCGGGAGCAGCAGAACAACUUUGAUUUAUCAGUAGCUGCUGCUCUUUUAGAGUCCUUAGGAGCAGGGGGUUCGCGCCUUUCGGCGCACCCCUUCGCCAGCAGCAACAGCAGCAGCAACAGCAGCAAGACGCUGCUGCCAGCAGCAGCAGCAGCGCCUAGCUGGCUGCCUGGAACUCUAGAUGAUAGAGUACCGGGGCACUCAGCAGCAAAGCAGCAGAGCCCCUUGGAUAUAGCAACAGCACUUGCUGCUGCUGCUGCAUGCAGCAUGACGCAGCAGCAGGGGGAGCAGCAGCAGGAACUGCUGCAGCAGCAACAGGAGCUGCUGCAGCAUCAGCAGGAUUUAUUGCUCCAGCACCCGCAGCAGUCUUUUGUGGUACAGAGCAGUGUGUUGCCAACAGCGGAAGCGCUUAGCAGCAACAGCAGUAGCAACAGCAGCAGCAACAGCAGCAGCAGCAACAGCAGCAGCAACAGCAGCAGCAACAGCAGCGACCUGAAGCAGCUAGCGGGUACACCUGCUGAGUUUUCUUCUGAGUCUUCAACUGUCUGUCCCCUUUCUAUUACAACUGUCUCCAUUCAAAAUAUUAAAGACCUUAAGUAG
Eimeria maxima is the source of this 1319-nucleotide messenger RNA. RefSeq lists its product as hypothetical. Lineage: Eukaryota; Apicomplexa; Conoidasida; Eucoccidiorida; Eimeriidae. The record is from RefSeq and is a predicted model, not a curated record. The annotation marks the transcript as partial. The transcript has a single exon.